UGUCAAAAAGAAUAGAAGUGUCAAAUCAUAACCUCACAAAACAAUUGGCUGUAAACAAACGUUUGAUAAACACUAAUUAUUUAGAUAUUUUGGAAAACCCACCGUUUUUAUCACAAUGAAUCCAUUAACGAAUAUGAAAAAUGUAACAAAACUCAGUGAAAAUGAGUUGAAACGAGGCGGCACAUCAUCUUGGCAUGAUGAAUAUAAAAAUAGCGCUUGGAUUUUUGUUGGCGGUUUACCAUAUGACCUAACCGAAGGUGAUGUGAUUGCGGUGUUCUCACAGUUUGGCGAAAUAGUCAAUAUAAAUAUGAUACGAGACAAACUGACGGGUAAACAAAAAGGCUUCUGUUUUAUAUGUUACGAAGAUCAAAGAUCGACCGUAUUGACCGUAGAUAAUUUAAAUGGUAUUAAGAUUUUGGGUAAAUCGCUGCGAGUGGAUCAUGUGAAAGAUUAUAAACCGCCAAAAGAUAAUGACAAAUAUGAUGAUGAAACUCGACAAUUGCAUGAAGAAGGAUGUGCACCAAGAAUGCAAUUGCCAACAAAUCAAAUAAAACAAGAAGAUCAGCCUAAAACAAAGCCUAAAGAAGAAAUCGUCGAUGGAGUGCGAUUACCAAUGCGUCUACCAAUCAGAGAUGUUAAACGAGAAACUGACAUUCCAAAGAAGGAGAAAAAGGAAAAAAAGAGCAAAAAACACAAGAAAGAGAAAAAAUCGAAAAAGGACAAGAAAGAGAAGAAAAGCAAAAAGAACAAAAAAAGGAAACGUUCAUCAUCAUCAAGUCGAAGCUCAUCAUCGGACUCUGGCAGCGAUUCGGAAACAGAUCGCCGACGAAAAAAAUACCGCCAUUAAAUUUGGAUUUCAAUUGUUAUCGUUUUAUAGAUUAACAUUAAGGAUAUUUUUUAUUCUCAAGACCGUUUCGCUCAAGAAACUACGUUGGUGUCGAAAAUACAAUUUAAAGAGAGACAUGUAAAUAAAGGCUUAUGACAUCAUGGAAGGAAACAAUUAUUUGACACAUUUUUAAUGAAAUAAAAAAAAAAUUUGAUACAUAAAAAUCUUCUCUGCCAUAAUAGCAUCAUUGAAUUUCGGAAAAUCGCUCUAUUUUGAUUUUUACUCAUUUUUUUCCGAAAAAUCUGUGAAUAGAAUGUGUUUGUAUAUACCAAGAGUGAAAGAAAGGUGUACCAAUAUAUUUGGAUUUUGUCAGCUCAUCUGAAACAAUAGAAAUGAUUGUUGUAUUGGAUACGUAUAAAAGUACUACCAUAACUAUAACAAUCAUUGUUUUCACUCUGUAUCAUCGUCUAACGUUAUCCAGAUCACAAAAUCCAAACAUAUUGUCUGACCCCAAGAAAAGAAAAUUGAUCAAUAAAAAUGAAUUUCCAUGUAUUUGUUUAAAAAUCGAUCUAUUCAA
This is a messenger RNA of Contarinia nasturtii (swede midge), 1403 nucleotides long. Its product is annotated as RNA-binding motif protein, X-linked 2. Bases 116 to 847 code for a protein of 243 amino acids. Gene Ontology annotation, cellular component: catalytic step 2 spliceosome; U2 snRNP; precatalytic spliceosome. Gene Ontology annotation, molecular function: RNA binding. Gene Ontology annotation, biological process: mRNA splicing, via spliceosome. The transcript has 4 exons. Lineage: Eukaryota; Metazoa; Arthropoda; Insecta; Diptera; Cecidomyiidae. The record is from RefSeq and is a predicted model, not a curated record.